Giardia duodenalis is the source of this 1158-nucleotide messenger RNA. Its product is annotated as Phosphatase. Gene Ontology annotation, molecular function: protein serine/threonine phosphatase activity; cation binding. The coding region runs from base 1 to 1158 and encodes 385 amino acids. Lineage: Eukaryota; Fornicata; Diplomonadida; Hexamitidae. The record is from RefSeq and is a predicted model, not a curated record. The transcript has a single exon. Gene Ontology annotation, biological process: protein dephosphorylation.
AUGUUUUUAUCGUCACUAUAUGUUUGGGGUCAUGGGUCCGUUUCCGGGCGAAGGCCAUCAAAUGAGGAUGCACACAUAAUCAGGGAUUUGAAGGGCCUCCGCCAGGAUCUAAUAGACAGUAUCACGUUUGUAGGUGUUUUCGAUGGUCACGGCGGCGACCGCGCCUCUAAGUUCGUAAGGGACAAGCUCCACUUACAGCUUUCGAAGGCGCGUAUCUUCCCGAUGGACCUGAAAGAAAGCCUUAGACAGGCCUAUCUAAAUACAGAUAAGCUCUAUUUACGCGAGGAGGGCACGUCAGACAUCUACUCGUCUGCUGGAACCACGGCGGUGGUGUGUAUUCAUCACAAGGGCAUGUUGUACUUUGCUAACGCAGGAGACUCUCGUGCAAUCGUUGGACUGCGCGACCGCGGUGUACGCCAAAUCACAGUGGACCAUAAACCUAACCUUCCUGCGGAAAAGACACGAAUAGAGCGCGCAGGAAGCUGCGUUGUUAUGGACGAUGGGGAUUGUCCCCGGGUGGCAGGCAUGCUUGCCGUGUCUAGAGCAAUAGGCGAUUCGCCGUUCAAGAACUGCGGCGUUAUUGCAGACCCAGACAUUUUUGCACUCCGGGAGGCCGACGCCGACUACGUCGUUCUGGCGUGUGACGGACUUUGGGACGUCCUCUCUAACGAGGAUGUUGACAGUUUGAUCAGACAUGUAUUCACAGUUGCGGGGAAGUCCACAGACCCUGUUUUUGCGACUCAGCUUAUCAAGUCAAAACUCUCCGGGCCCGACCACACAGCAACUCGGAAGGAGCUCCUUCAGCACGCAAUAGCAUGCCUCGUCGCCAGCUCGGGGCCUGAUGACCAGCUGGUAAAGAUAGCCACUCGUAUCGGUGAGUACCUUAGCCAGCGGCAGACCUCCAUCCAGGAGCUGGCCACUGUGUUUCCAGAGAUGCCUGGCCUUUCUUCACUGGAAUGCGGUGAGUACAAAGAGUGUGAUCGCUCUUACAAGACCGUCGGACAAAAGAUAUCUCCAGAAGCCGUGGCCUCCUACUUAUUGAGAUUAGCUCUGUGUCUAGGCUCUGAAGACAAUGUCACCAUCGUCUUGGGUCUAGGAAGGAAGCUGUACCCCAAGUCUAUUAUAGUGGAGUAUGACAGCGUCAUGCAUCCGCAGUAA